GUUCGGCCAGUUUGUUUACAAAGCCAACAUACCGUAAGCAUGAGCUAGCCAUCCCAACGUUACCGAGUAACGUAAUUCAUUGAUACGAUUGAAAUACGGAAUUAAUGCGUAUAGAUAUAUAUAGUUUUGUACGUGUGUUUUUCGCUACACGCAAUCCAACGAGUGUUGACAUUCCAGGAAUAUCUCUAUGUGUUCGUGAACCAAGCACGUGUGUGAGGUAUCGUGUUGGCUGUACUACAUUCAAGAUUCCGAGAAGGAGAAGGUGGACGUCUGUGUGAUGUGAACGUCCUGUAUGAUACAAAACUAACCGGGAAAGUAUGUGGUGUCCCAGGACUAUGGAUGACCCUUGGGAUUACGAACCAUGUGAUCAGUAUUUCCAACAUGGUAUGACACCUGAUCAGAGGUAUCGGGCACAAGAAUUAUACCGAGACAGACCAGAACGGCCGCUGGAUGUGUAUGAUUACCCAGAAUCUAGCUGGACCAGAUUUGACUACAAUCACACCAGGGAAUCAAAAAUCGAUGAUUAUCAUUACAGGAAAGUAGAUAGAUCAGGAGGGUAUGGCAAUUGGAGGCUGUCACGAGGGUAUUCACGUGGUCGUUAUCGCGGGGAAGAGAAAGGACGACAGGAUAGAGGCCGAGGCUAUUGGAACAAAAGAGGACAGUAUACAUACAACAAAAUGCAAGGAAAGCGUCCAUGUGACGUCACAGUUGACCGUCAUGAAAAAAAACGUCGCUUGAAUUUGACAGAGAGCUCUGUAAAAGACAACUUUGAAAGUCGGUCACAUGGAGGCAGGAAAAGCCCUUCUUCUAGGGAAAGCUCUAGAUCUGCGGACUCCCACAGAUACAGAGAAUCAUCAAAAGAUAGGAAAGUAAUGUCAUCUGGAAAAUCAGAUUCUGACAGGAUUCAUUCAACCCAUUCCUCAAAAAGCUGCAAAAGGACUGCUGAUUCUACUAGUGAACAUUCAACAAUGGAAAGGCUAGGGGCUGAAACUGAGCGAUCAAAAUCCAAGGAAAAAAUAAUGACAAGUGAACUGAAUUUUACAAGUGAACUUUCCAAACAGAAAAAAGAAGAAGAAAAGAAAAAAGAAAAGACAGGAUGUGAAAAUGCUAUGGUUUCCGUUAGUUCUACUACAUGUACCUCUGUUUUGAAGUCUGUUUCAAUGGACAGAGUUUUGACAUCAAAUACAAAAUCAGUUUCAAAAGGACCCCAGUCCAGUAAGCCAACUUCGAAAUGUGAAAAUUUACCAGUAGUUCAUACCAAACCUAAGUUAUCAUUGAAAACAGGUGUCCGAGAGUGCAGUAACAUUUCUUCUGUGAACAAAUCGACUGACACAACUGUAAAAGGUUUGACUUCCUCUGGUAUGUCUUCAAAUUUUGAAGCCAAAAGAAUUCUUCCAAAAAUUCCAAAAAUUCCAUCAAAGAAUGUGUGUGUAAAUGGAGCCAAUUCAGGAAGUUCAAAGAAUGUGUCAUCUGUAAAUGGAACCAAGGAAUCAUCCAAAAAACAACACCACAGACAUUCAGUAGGAAGUGUUCCUCUCCAGCUUUCCAAGAAACCACUCAGUUCAGGGACUAGUUUGGACAAAAAACAACAAAAUAAAAAAAAGAAACAUAGACAUUCAUCAGGUCAUGUAACAGAGACAUCUCCGAAAAAUUCCAUGAUGGUGUCAUCUAAGACAAUUUCAGAGGUGACAAGUUUUGAUGUUGACCAUGAUGCUUCACUUAACUUUUUAUUAUCAGAAAGAGAUGAUUCAUUGCCACACUUGGUUCACAAAAAGAGGCAUAAACGAAUGUCCGGAUCAAUAUCGCCUCCACGAAACAGUGUUGUAGAUAAAGCUGUUGAUGUAAGCGGAUUGUUUCAUGAGGAUGGGAUUUGUGGAAAGGAGGAUGGUAAAAAAACAUCAAAAACUGUAAAAAUUUGUGAGAAAGAAGAAAAUCAAAUCUCCAAAACCACGUCAGGGAAGGAAAAUGUUGAACAAAGUUCGUCCACAGUGGAUAAAAAUCUGUCCAAAUCUUCUGUUAAGAGCCAUGAGAGACACAAAGUAAAGGUCAAAUGUCAUAACAAAAAGACAAUUUUAAAUCCAAAAGGAAAAGUAGAUAUCUCUGGAAAACCAAUAGAGAAAGAAAAAGUGCAUGGUGCUGCAAAAAAUAAAUUAAGUGUGAAAAAAAUGCACACCAAGCAUGUUCAAGUUUCAGGAGGAAAGAAAAACAAAUUAGGAGGAUCUGAUAAAAAAGAAGGAACAGGGAAGGAAUUAAAUUCAAUGAGACAUCAUGAUCAAUCAUCUGAUAUGGUGCCGGUUGUAUCUGUUAAAAAAGUUCCUUCAGAAGUGAAAAGAGAUAAAACUAAAACAACUGAAAGUCAUCCUUUGGAAAGAGCCGAAGUUGAAAGUUCAGUGCCCAGUGCUGUUCAUUCUGAUAAGGAUUCAGUGUCAAAAAGUGAUAGAAUGAGCCUGUUUGAUCUUUUUAAAGACAGUUCAGAGGAUCAACCACAGCAAAAAUCUAGUAAGCUUUCUGUAAAAAGAACCCCGGACAGUAAACAUUCCAAAAGAUCCCCUACCAAGUCAAAUAUAGAGCGAGAGAAAAACCAUCACAGCAAGAGAAAAAUUGAAGACAAAUUGAACAAAGUUUUAUGCAAAAAAGCAAAAAUAUGUUAUGGUGAGGAAGUUUUAUCGUCAGAAAAAGGAAAUACAUGUCCAGAGGAAGAAAUUAUGAACAUCAGUAAAUCAUCUGCAGUCUCUGAAAAUUCAAAUAAAAUUUGUGAUACAGUUGAUUCAGAAAUGGAAAAAGUGUCAUCGUCAACUUCAAGCUGCCCGACAACAGAAUCUGAUAUUCUGUCCUCUGGUCCAUUGGAGAAAGACCUGUCCAUACAUUAUGAAAGUGAUCUGUCUAUUAAUUCAUCUGGUCGACAUAUGGACGAAUCUGGUUCGGCAGGCACAUCUUUUUCUUUGUCUUCUUGUAUGACGUCCCCGUCUUUCAAUAAAAGUGACACUUUGCUCAGUGACGAUGAUAAUGAAACAGAAACAUCAUCCAACAUGUCAAAGUUAAAAAGUGAACAAUCGCUUGAGAUCCAAUCACUCGUAUCUAAGAACUUGGAAUGUGAUUCUUCAAAAAACAUGUCUUCAGAUUUGUGUGACAGACAGGAAACUCUCGGUGUUAUUGAUAAUGCAAGUGAAAGUGAAGAUGAUGGAAGUGACAGACUUGUAAUUGACCUUAAUUAUACAUCUGUUCCUUUGGUAGAUACAGCAGCUGGUGACACUGCAAAGAAUGAGACAGAAUGUUUUAAAUUGCCAAAAUCAAAACACGAGAAAAAUCCUAAUAAUCAUGAUCAGAAGCAGAAAGAACAGCAAUCUGAACAGCACACAACAUCAACAUUAACUGAUGACUACGAAUCAAGCCAAGAUGAGAUGAUGGACACCAACAUGAAUGAUUUUGUUGAUAAGGAUGAUAUACGGCUGAUUACAUACAAUGAAGGAGACAUUGAGUGUCCCUGGACACCAAUGCCACCUACACCAUAUGUAAGCAACUCACAGGAAGAUGAUAUGCAAGAGGAUGUAAGUCUCCCAGAGGAGAACUGUAGUUCUCCUAUCAAUGAAGGAGAAGAGAUUGCCCCAGAUCAAGAAAAGGAAGUGAAUUCAGUGGAAGAGAAGGAGACGGUUCCUUUUCAAGAAAAAGAGAUUGAUUCACAUCAAGAAAAGGACACAAAUUUAGAUAAAGAAGAUUCACAUCAAGAAAAGAACACAAAUUUAGAUAAAGAAGCAGAGAUAAGACAAAUUAUAGAUCCAGGAAAGGAGAACAAUGAAGAUCAGGAAAGGGACAAAAAUCCAACUAAAGGAAAGGAAGCAGAUGCAGAUCAAAUGAGGAAAACAAGCCAAGAUCAUGGUUGUAGUUCUGGGGAAGAGCAACUGGAACAGAAGGCUAACAUACUUGCUUCUCUUUCUGGUGUAAGGCCGAGUUCUGAUGCAGAUAGUCAGAAAGGAAAGGAACAUGCUGCUCCAUCGAAUGAAUUUGUGACUCAGUCAUCAGAGAAAAAGUCAGCUUUUGAGAUUGCUACAUUUCCAGUAUCUAUUAAACAAGAACCUGUGUCAAUAGAAGAUUCCUGUAUUACAAAGCACAUUCCACAUUCACAACCAAUACGUGGAGCAGCAAUUACUCGGUCUUCAUCAGCAGAUCACCUGACUUUACAAAAUCACGAAUCGUCAAAACCAUCGAUCAUGAGAUCACAAUCUGUAGGAGGGGAAAGUAACCAAAGUUUAUUAAGAUCAUGCCAGGGACCAAAUAUCUCAUUGAAUGCUGUGCCGCCUUGUGCAGUUGAUGCUGGAACUAAAGUACCCAACGUUUCUACACCUGCUUCAGGGAGUGAUGCUUACACCAUCAGUGAUUCUUAUACUGCGACUCAUAUCAAUCUUAUAGUGAACUCAGGAAAAUUGAAUGCAGAACAGCAAGAAUUUGUGGCAAAAAUAGAUAAAAGCCUAGAUUUGCUAAGUGCAUUAGGGAGUAGUUCAAUGCAAAUUCCACUUAAACAUGACAAAUUCUUCACAGAUGGCAGUGAGUUUACUAGCUUCGGGAAUUUCUCACCAAAGCAUCUGACUCCCAAAAACAUGAUGCGGUGCAUUGAGUGCAAGGAAUGUUUGAAGACUAUGUCACCACGUGAGUUCAUUGAGCAUCUAUGUGGGAGUGUGCAGCACAAGCAGUUUGAUAUGGAGAAACUGGUCCGCACCACCUUCGAGUUCUGUACCAACCAAUGUAGCAGCUCUGACACUUGUGCCAGGGUGCUUCUCAUCAUCAUCUUUAAACUUGAAAGAAGUUUAUUCAGGUCCUUUAGGGAGGGUUCUGCUUGUCAGACAGUUUCCUCACCAACUGACGAAACGCACAUGACUAUCAGUCCUCGUACCACUCCGUCAACAGCUGAAACCACAUCCUGUGUGGAAUCGCGUCCAUUUCCUGAGGCUCAGAAAGUACAGCAACCAGCAUUAAGUGGAUUAUCUUCUGUUGAGACAUCUUUGAUAACAAAUCUCCCUUCUGGUAUUGCCCAGUCUUCAUCUUCAGCAUUACCUACACCACAAGAAAAUUGUCCCCCAACAACCCAGAUGAUUGAGGAUUCAAUAUCAAAAUCUCUAGCAGUGGGAGAAUACCUAUCAAAUAUUCAAGGAGUUGAUGCAUCUCAACCACCAAGAAAGGGAACGGACAAUGUUUUGUCAGUGGAUGCUUGGUCACAAGGCUCCGUGCAGCAGUCAUUGACGGAAUGUACCACACAAGUCGGUGAGCAACCUUUGCAGCAAAACGGAAUGAAAUCAGUUGCUCCAUUAGCUGGCAUUGGGCAACUUCCUACAACAUCAUCGACUAGUUUCAGCAUCUCGGAAAUAAACAGUUGUCGCAAUAUUUGCAGCAGUCAGCUGAAUCUCUGAAAAAAUCUUCAACUCAAUCGUGC
Messenger RNA from Pecten maximus, 5425 nucleotides. RefSeq lists its product as uncharacterized. The record is from RefSeq and is a predicted model, not a curated record. The transcript is spliced from 4 exons. Lineage: Eukaryota; Metazoa; Mollusca; Bivalvia; Pectinida; Pectinidae. The coding region runs from base 318 to 5402 and encodes 1694 amino acids.